AUGGGGAAUUCUCCUUCUCAGAUUCGCCCGCACCGCAGUCCCUCGCUCCGCGCGCAUCGGUCCCGCAGCAACAGCCAGAGUGGCAGCGCCUUACCCCCAGCCGCUCCACAUGCCUCGGCCAAACCGCCGGCCCCUCUCUCCUCCUCCGCUACCGAUUUCCGCCCUUCCUCUACCGCCCGCCGCCUCUUCCGCCCCUCGUUGUCGUCCAAUGACGCGCAUACUGUUGCCGACCACGGAAGACGGGCCUCCACCGGAUUGAACACCCCCGUCGCCCGCUCGUCGUCCACGGGUGACGCAGUCGAGGGCUCGCGGACGACGGCGAGAUCCGCGGAGAAACCGCUCCACGGCGCGGAGCUAGGCGCGAGCGCAAAGCGGCGCAACUCUGCGUGUUUUCCGCGCGAGGAAGCGGGGAAGGCAGCCGCACGUGGCGGCGCGCAGGAUAAGCCGUUCAAAGAAGGCGCCAUUGCCGAAACGAGCAGGCUACGAACAGGAGGGUCAGGACGUACAGACGGGGAAGGGCCGUUAAGCCCUAACCGCUACGAGCAGCUGCUCCCGCUCCUCACGGGGCUUACGGAGGGGGACUGGUCGGCUCUGCAGCAUUGGGCGGAGAGUGGAUGGCGGUGCGUCGAGUGCGGGGCGAGUCGACCCGUUGACGUCACAUUCACUCCCCGCGUCGCCUCCCUCCUCCACCUCCUCCGCGCGCUCCCCGCGCCCCCCGCCCUCGCCCCGCUGCCCGCGCCCCCGUGCGCGCACUCCCUCUCCGCCUCCCCCUGCACGUCCGCGCGCAUGUCGGUCUGGGACCGCCAGGCCAGUCUAGACUCUUCCUUAAUCCCCACCACGCCGCAACAUGCGCUCGAGCGGCAAGAGAGUCUUCCCGCCAGAAGCGGGACGGCGGGGCUGAGGUUUGUUAACGGGCAGCUGAGCAACUGUCCGGGGCAGGUAGAAGGUUCCAGGCGGAGGGAGGCAAUACCGCGCAGGCACUCCGCUUCCGCCGGGCCGUCGAGCGCGCUCCCCUCGCCCAUCGCUGCGGACUCUGCGCAAGGUGCGCGGGUUGAAGGGUAUGCGGAUUUGAGCGCCGUCGUUCACCCUUGCGCCAGCGACGCCGCCGCCGCCGCCGAUGGUCAUUGCGGGAAUUUGAUCACCACCGCAAGCAGCAAUGCAAGCGCCAUUAGCGGCGCCGCCGACGCGGCUGCUGCGGUUGCUGCUGGUGCUGCCAUUACUGCUGGUGUAGGGGGCAAUAAUGUCACUUCCGCGGCCGGUGCAGCAACGGCCGUUGCGGGGCGGGAAUCGCGCAGCAGCAGCGCGAACCUUCACCGCAGCCGCAGUCUCACCGCGCGCAAGCGCCGCCCGCAUCCCCCGUUCGUCGUCGUCCCCUCGCCGCCGCGCACCGCCACCCCGCCCAGGGGGACCAUUACCCCCGCCUCCGCGCGGCCCGCGCCGGCUACCACUCCCGGGCUGAUUAACGUCUACAUUAGUAAUAGGAGUAGCGGGCUUGCGCGUAACACUCCUGCGGUCACUCCUGCGGGCUCCGCCCAUGCCGCGGCCGGCUGCGCGCGGGGGCGGAGCUGGGAGGAGAGCGCGGAAGAAAGCAUGGGGGAAGAGGGGUUGCGCGGAAGGGGAGCGGCAGGCGCGGAGGAUGACGGCUUGCUAACGCUCCCGCUACCGCCGCUGAAUGCAGCGGAAUUGAAACAACUGAGCGGAAGAGCUGGUGGGGGGGAACGACUCAGCGGCAGAGGCGCGCGGAAGGACGUGCAGGAAUGGGAAGUGAGCGCGCAGAGUGACGUCAUUCCCGCUACACAGUCCCUGGUUUCGACUGUAAGCCAGAGCAACAAUCACGGCGCCAGUCACGGCGGCAGUCACGGCACCACCACGCAUCUCCUCCGCUGGGCUUCAAUUGGCACGCUUCACUCCGCUUUCGGCAGCGGCGCCGGGCAGUCCGCCGCCUCUGCCAGCAGCCCCGUUAAGCUGCGGCGGAGCAAGAGCCGCGGAAAGGGCAGGACGGGGAGCGGGCGGCGGAAGGGGGAGUCCGCGCGGGUGGAGGAGCAGAGUCUGGGCGGAUGCGCAGCGAGCGCAGCGCGCCGAUGCCAUUCUGUGGAGGAGGCGCCGGCGGCAAUCGCCGCGGCGGCGCACGGACGCGACGAGUCGGGAGAGAAUGGAAGCGCAGGGUUUCCACAAGGAAACGCGCGGGAGCGUGCAGUAGCGGAAGGGAGCGCGAGCGCGAGCGCGCGCGGAUGGCAGGUGGAGGACUUAUUUGGAAUGCUCGCGGAACCGCUUGUGGCUGGCGCUACAGGUUCCGCCAACGGCGCUGGCGCGGACCCGGCGCUCUUCCGCCGCCCGUCGCUUUCCCGCGCGGCAAUCGCCCGCUCCGCCAGCUGCUCUCACUUCGACUCGUACCUGUCCGUCCCCCCGCCGUCCCCCGCCACCGUUGCGCCUCUCCCGCCAGCUUCCGCCGCGCAAGCCCCGCCGGUUUCAAUUGCUGCUGCCGCCGCCUUUGCCGCUGCGGCUCGUGACUACGGCGCCGCGCCGGCUGCAGUAGGAAACGCCGGCGAUUGUGGAGGGGGACGCGGCGGUUAUAGCGCGAGCAGCGGUGGCGGAGUGUUCCUGUCCUCUUCCGCGCACUCCUCUCCGCCCUCCUCCUCGUCGUCUUCCCCCGAGUUUCCCCCCAGCACCUGCCUUGCGAUGCCCUCCCGCCGCGUGCUCCCCGCGUUCCUGCGCACGUGCGUCGUUCCGCGCGCCAUGGGCAGAGUUCCGUUGCCGCUCCCCCUGCCCCUCGCGGAACCGCUGGAGAGAGAGUUCCGAGCCAACGAGCGCGCGUUCUUGCGCACCGUCGCCAGCGUUGAAGCCGCCGCGAUCGCCGCCGCCGCCAGCGACGGCACCGGUGACGCGUCUGCUGAAGCUGCUGACGCAUGUCGUCGCGGCGGUAGCGGCGGCGACGGCGGUUUCUGCAGCGGCGGUGACGGCCGAGAGGAAGAGGAGAGGGGCCGUGAGGAGUGGCGCAUGUGGCGCGCGAGCCCGCCUGUAGGCGCCUCCCCUGCCUCUCUUCCCUCCCCCGCCUCUUCCUCCUCCCGUCGACCAAUCACCAGAGCCGCGUCCUCGCCCUUCCUCUCCUCCCUCCUGCUCCACCAGCGGCAGCUGGGGCGCCAGAGCAGCGGGCUGGGCUGCAGAGAGGAGGGCAUGGGCGGGCACGGGCAGCAGCAGCAGCAGCAGCAGGGUGGGGUUUGUAGCUUUGCGGAAGGGAGACCAGUUAAUAUGAUUCCCAGGCAAGCAUCCACACAGCCCAACACGCCCGUGCAUCCAAUGCAGGGUAACCGCACGCCACCCCAUGCUGGCACGCUCGCGCAUAAGCGUUCACACUCGCAGGCUGCUGCUGGUGCCGCUGGUGGUCCUGCUGGUGGUGCUGCUGGUCGCUGUAGCUCCCACUCCCACACCCCAUCUCCGAGCUUUAUUCGCACUGUGGGGGGCACGGAUGGCAGGGGCAGCAGAGAGGCGCAGGGGGGAGGAGGGCAGGGACUGCCACGGGGAGAGGGCGUGGGGCUACUGCCGCUACACGCACAUGCAUCCAAUGCCGCUGACCCCACCACCCUUCCCCCUCCUCCUCCUCCUGUGGGUAGGACCAGGCCGCAGUGGCCUUUCUCCCCUCCUCCUCCUGCCGCUGCUGCUGCUGCUAUGCGUGGCGGUGGUGGGUUGGCGCCCGUGCUGCCUCUCUCUGUCAAGCGCACUCGAUCGCUGAGUGUUGUCGAGAUGACUCGCGAGCGCAACCGCUUCUUUGCAAGCUCUGCUGCCGCCGCCGCUGCUGCUGCUGGUGCUGCUGCUCCUCCUGCCUCCGCUGACAGCAGCAACAAGGCUGCGCCUAACACUACCGCCCCGUCUGGCAGCAAGGCGCCCACAACAGUCCCUAUUCCUGAGUGCCCCAAACCACGCGUGGUAUCAGCAGAGCGGGUGCAGCUGCACCGAGCAGCCAGUGACGUGCUCGCAGAGACCCUUCGCCUGCUUGGGUCCGCCGCUUCCCCGGCCUCCUCCGCCUCUCUGCCCGGCUCCCCUGUUUGCAGCCUGCCGGCACGGGGAAUGCAGCCUACGCGGCUGGGACGGAUGAAGCGUGGGAGUUCGGAAGCAGCAGGGGCAGCAGCAGGGGCAGCAGCAGGUGCAGCGGGAGGGGCAGCAGCUGGGGUGGAGGGAGAGGCAGUGGGACAAAGCAGCAGUGCAGUGGCAGCGGAAGAAGGGGCGGCAGCUGAGGGGAGUGCGGUGGUUGCAGGGGGGCCCGGUGGCAGGGGCGGUGUGGCACAGGAGCGACUGCUGGCACACGUGUCGGGAGCCUAUGAGGCACUGCUGCGAGACACGACACCCAAUGGCUCCCUGGUGGGGGAGUACCUGCUCUCAGCACUGCUCUCUCUCCUCCACUCCUCCUUUGGCUUUGUUGCCAGUGUGCUGCAUAACACCGACGGCACGCCCUACAUCAAGACGCACGCCAUCUCCAACAUAGCGUGGUCCCCCGGGCUGCAGCAGUGGCAUGCUCGGAACGCGCAGAGCGGGCUGGUGUUUGCCAACAUGAACACGCUCUUCGGCGCUCCCGUCACCUCGCGCCAGCCGGUCAUCUCCAACCACCCCGCCUCCGACCCUCGCUCCUCGGGCACUCCUCCUGGGCAUGCCCCUGUGCAUUGCUUCCUGGGAGUGCCGCUCCUUGUCGGUGCGUGCGUGCCCUGUUUGCACGCCCCCUGUGCACACUGA
This is a messenger RNA of Closterium sp. Naga37s-1, 4725 nucleotides long. The record is from the annotation of a GenBank genome assembly. NCBI's taxonomy places the organism in Eukaryota, Viridiplantae, Streptophyta, Zygnematophyceae, Desmidiales, Closteriaceae.